Messenger RNA from Aegilops tauschii subsp. strangulata, 1450 nucleotides. NCBI's taxonomy places the organism in Eukaryota, Viridiplantae, Streptophyta, Magnoliopsida, Poales, Poaceae. The record is from RefSeq and is a predicted model, not a curated record.
AUGCGCUGCUCGGCAUCUGCGCACUCGUCCGCCAGCCGGAGCUGCCGCCAAUGUUCGAGGAAUAUUUCAACUUCUCCACUACCAAAAAUUAUUGGCAUUACUUAUUUGCAGGGGUGGAAAGUAAUGCGGAUAGGAAAAGUUUCUAGUACUAUGAACGCUGGAGCCAUGUUGGCAAUUGACUGUGAGAUGGUCCUUUGCCACGAUGGUACAGAAGCUGUUGUCCGAGUAUGUGUUGUAGACAACAAACUCAAAGUGAAGUUGGAUACACUUGUAAAUCCCCUCAAACCUGUUGCAGAUUACAGGACAUACAUCACUGGUGUAUCUAAGAAGGAUUUAGGAGUCACAUGCUCAUUACUUGAUAUUCAGAAAUCAUUGAAGAAAAUAUUGGCCAAAGGAAAGAUUUUGGUUGGCCAUAGCUUAUAUAGAGAUCUAUAUGCUCUGAAGUUUGAUUACAGUCGAGUCAUUGAUACGGCAUACAUCUUUAAGUAUGCGAAUUUACCUACUACUUCAUCAGCUUCUUUGAACAGCCUUUGCAAGUCUGUUUGUGGGUAUUCCGUUCGGGAAGACGGAGAACCACAUAACUGCUUGAAGGAUGCAGAAGCUGCGAUGAAUCUAGUUACUGCAAAGCUCAAGCAUGGAUUUAAUGAUCCCAUCGAAAUUGCGGAGAAUAGUGUACCUGAACCUAACCAGAUGAAGUUGCUUGCUCAUAGAAUUCCAGUCUACCUUCCUUGUCAAGUGCUGCUUAAAUUUUUCUCUGGGAAUCCCAGCAUCGAUGAGAAGAUUGAUUCAAGGAUUCAAGGCGAGUUUUACUCUAUGUGUAUUUCUUUUAAUGACAUAGAUGAGACAUAUAAAGCCUUUGAUGAAUUAGAUGGCCAAGAGACUAAGGACUCCAGUGUGCGACUCCAAAAAUCAGUACUCCUGAAGCGUGACAAUGGAGAUGUCGCGGGCUUCUUUGUCCGGAAGAUGGUAUAUGGUUCCCGACUCAGCAAUUCUGAAGUUUUGAAGAAGAGGCCACAUCGUACUCAGAACACGGAGCAAAAGAAAGAAGAUGCCAAUGGGGAUAAGCGAAAAAUGCAAAGAACUAGCAAGAAGCAUGUGAAGAAAGCAAAGGCACCGGUUGUCGAGUGAAGAGCUUCAGGGGUGGGCUGAUGCUGAACCCGUCUUGUUACAAAAGGAUGCCAAUCGAUUGGAUGAGGUGUUGUCGGUGAAGGAUAUUGAGAUCAGACACGCUGGAAGCACUGGAUGUCGAGAGGAACGGUUUUUUCAUGACUCAGCAAUCAUUUUUGGUGAUCUCUAACCUCUAGGUCUUGCCCAUCUAGGCGGUUGAUAGCUAACCAAGGAUCAUGCAAUUUUGUUCAUAUGGAAGGGUUUGCUAACUGACUUAAACUUGAGUGUACUUUCAACUGAAUGUCGUAAGGGUUUAGGAAGUCUGCAUGAUCGGACUAUUCUU